AUAGAACCUUUUGUUUGUAUACUUUGGUUUUCAAAGUUUUCUCCUUUAAUUUGAACGAAAUAAUGGUUUAUCUUUACGUUUCUACAAAUUCGACAAUUGAUUUCAAUGGCUGCACCAAACAGAAUUUGGAUGCUUUGUGAUGACGUUAAACUUUUAGACGGUAUAAUCCAGUUUGGAUUCGAUAACUGGAAUGACAUAUCGAAGUACACAGGUUGGGAUGCGAAAGAGUGCGAAGAUCGUUACAUCCAAAGGUUCAUCACAGAGCCCCAAAACGCAGAACUUCAGGAACUGGUCAAAGACUGGAAUGAAGAAAGGAAGUCUGACAGGCUUUGCCCCAACAACUGCUUCCUGUCUGUGCCGAACAAGGUCAACGCGUAUAACUACGCCAAACUGGUAAAAUUGGAAGACCACCUCAGUUUCCUUGCUCAAGAGGGUUGUAAAAAACCACCUCCGAUCCCUCACAGAAGGAGGUUUGUAAACAGUUAUCUCCCUCUGCCUGGGCACAAUCCGUAUCGGUCUGACUUCGAUGUUGAGUUCGAUGACAAGGCAGAGCAUAUUCUCAGCCUGCUUUACGAACCUGAAGAUCAAGACCCUGCUCCUGUCGAACCCGACAAGCAAGACAAGCAAUUAAUCGAUGAGAUGAAAAUCGCCUUAGCGAGCAUUUACAAUUUUAGGCUUAGUGAGAGGUUCAAACGCAAAAUAAUCAUCAGGAACCAUGCUCUUAUAGACAGAAGAAAGACAUACAAUGCGCUACAAAGGUUUGAGAUUUCAACUGUUGGUAAAAAUCUUUCAACUCUGCUUCAUCUUCAGAGGUUUAUUUCUGGUCCGGAAUUCGAUUACCUUUAUGAAAGCCUUUUGCAUCAGAAUGAGCUCAAAUUGCGUAUUCAGUCAUACAUCAACUACAGGGAACAAGGGAUCAGGUUUUUAAGCGGCAUAAAGACAUACGAUGCUUUGAAUAAAAAAAGAUCCAAGUAUAAAGCAGAGCUGAGGUAUAAUAGAAUCCAGCUCGACGAAUACGGGUUCAGACAGGUCAGAUGCGCCGCGCCGCUUGUACUUCACAACCUGCCAGGAUAUAAUCUGCUCGAAGAAGGUGAAAAAGAUUUAUGCUCUAAUGCGAGGAUAAUACCAGAGACUUUCUACAACUUCAAGCAGCUGCUAAUAUCGGAAUGUAAAAAGAACAAUGGGCUCAGGCUGGCCCAGGCAAGGCAAUUAAUAAAAAUUGAUGUCAAUAAAACAAGAAAAAUUUACGACCACCUCAUGUCUUCCAAAUUGAUCUGGCAGCCUAGAUGAUUUUGAUUUUAUUAAUACAUAUUUUAAUGUAAAUGAUAUAAACAUUUAUUUAUUUAACUGUAUUAAAAGUUUAUUUUUGAAAUAUAUUUGAAUUAGGGCUGUGCCUGAAGUUGUAAAUCUUAUUGACCCCAAUUAAAUAAAUUUCAUGUUGACAACAAAUACGUCCAAACACAUAUUAAAUACUUUAAUAUCGGUACAUUAAUUACAUAAUUACGUUUUUCAUGUUAAUAGGAAUCAACGAAAUAUUUGCUUUGUUAUUAAAUUGAUUCUUCUAUUUUUUACAAUUUAUGUUCCUCACUUUCCUUGCAUGCCUUGUUGGAAAUCAGAUUAUUUGUACGGCAUACAAUUUCACUACAAAAUAACAUUUUUUAUGACUUAAUUGGUAACAAUUAAAACAUGAAAAUUGUUUGAGCAGAGGUUUUAAUUUGCUAUUGACCCAUAUCAAUUACAUUAUCGAACAAAUUAAUAAAAUUUUAAGAGUUGAGCUGUUUUGUUAAUGAAUAGCAUUAUUUUGUUUUUACAAUUUUUUUUUUUUUUUAAUUUGUUGAUGGUCUUUCAUACUAAAACACAAAAACAUGCAAUAUUUUUUAUUUAGUUAGAAGUUUUUGUUUAAAUUUGUACAACCCAUGUUUCAAUGAUGUUUAUUUAAUAUUCUUAAAAUAUUUAAGUAACUUCUAAAUGCUCAAAAUAUUGACUAAAAAUGUUUUAGAAAUAUCAUUUACAAUAUUUAUUAAUAAUUAAACUUGUAUUUUUAUUUCUCUACCAUCCUUAUUGGGGUGACAUUGAUA
Molecule: messenger RNA, 2078 nt
Organism: Cimex lectularius (bed bug)
Lineage: Eukaryota; Metazoa; Arthropoda; Insecta; Hemiptera; Cimicidae
Gene: Ada2a
Product: transcriptional adapter 2-alpha
Exons: 3
Coding region: 106-1290 (394 amino acids)
Biological process (GO): chromatin remodeling; regulation of transcription by RNA polymerase II
Cellular component (GO): SAGA-type complex; nucleus
Molecular function (GO): protein binding; chromatin binding; transcription coactivator activity
Source: RefSeq, a predicted model, not a curated record